Bombina bombina (fire-bellied toad) is the source of this 2307-nucleotide messenger RNA. It is a transcript of the gene ZBTB22, whose product is annotated as zinc finger and BTB domain containing 22. Lineage: Eukaryota; Metazoa; Chordata; Amphibia; Anura; Bombinatoridae. The transcript has 2 exons. Bases 104 to 1420 code for a protein of 438 amino acids. The record is from RefSeq and is a predicted model, not a curated record. Gene Ontology annotation, biological process: regulation of transcription by RNA polymerase II. Gene Ontology annotation, molecular function: RNA polymerase II cis-regulatory region sequence-specific DNA binding; protein binding; DNA-binding transcription factor activity, RNA polymerase II-specific.
CUUUAAUGAAGGGGCGGAGCCUUGGGAGGCCUGAGACACAGAGACUAUUAAAGAGACAGCAAGAGACAGUCUAGGGGUUAUUCCCCUUUGCUUUUCCAUCAUCAUGGAUGCAGCACCCCCUCUUAUCCACGUGGACUUCCCAGACGUGGCCAGUUCACUUUUGGAGAGCUUGAACCAGCAACGGGUAGAAGGAAAGUUGUGUGAUGUUUCCAUUCAUGCACAGGGCCGAGUCUUCAGAGCACAUCGGGCAGUGCUGGCAGCCUCUUCUCCGUACUUCCAUGACCAGGUGCUACUGAAAGGAAUGAAUUGCGUGGCUCUGCCCGGGGUUGUUGACCCAGCAGCCUUUGAGGCUGUGUUGUGUGCUGCCUAUACAGGCCGCCUUACUAUGUUGGCUGAUGAAAUUGUUAACUACCUAACAGUUGGCAGCGUUCUCCAGAUGUGGCAUGUGGUAGAUAAGUGUUCUGAACUUCUCAAGGAGGCCAGAGGUGGUAGUAGCUGUGGUGGAGAAAUAACUGGUGGAGGUGAUGUCCCUACACCUCAGAGACCUCACUCUGGCAGAGCCAGCGAGAACCAGUCACCUAGCAGCAGCAACUAUUUCAGCCCACGAGAGGCACCACUCGAGUCCUGUGGGGAAAGAUCUAGGACAAAAAAUGAAGCGGCAAAUGAAGCCACUGAAGAGGUGAGUGUUGAAGGAGAUCAAGAUCUGGUAGAGGCAUCAGUAGCAAGCUGCUCUAGCUACAGGAGACCUAGUAUUGUGCCGCAACGCCAUUGGGUAUACGUUAAAAAGGAACGGCCACACCCAGGAUUGUUAUUGACUUGUGAGGGUGAGGAGGAAGAAGAGGAAGACGAACUAGAAGAGGAUGAAGAUGAGGAACACCUGAGUAUCAGUGAUGUCCGUACUUUGAAUGCUCCAGAGGAGCAAGUGAACUUUUGUGAACCGUCAGAUGGCAUGCCAUAUGAGGAUGGCACUGGUGGUGUUUCAGGUUAUCCCCAGGGACCACCUCUGCUGCCCUUGGACAUGCAGGGAAACCAGCUUAUGGUGUUGCCUUCUGGACAUGGGGCAGCAGGGCAAGGUGGGACAGGAACAGGUCAGGGUGGAGACAGUGGCAAGAUCUUUUUGUGCCACUGUGGAAAAGCAUUCUCACACAAGAGCAUGCGCGACCGGCAUGUCAACAUGCACCUUAACUUGCGUCCUUUCGACUGUCCUGUGUGUGGGAAAAAGUUUAAAAUGAAGCACCACUUGACAGAGCACAUGAAGACACAUACUGGUGUAAAGCCGUAUGAGUGUGAGGUGUGUGCCAAGAAGUUCAUGUGGAGGGACAGCUUCAUGCGUCACCGUAGCCACUGCGAGAGGAGGCACAGGGGGGGAGGAACAGGUGGAGGAGUGGGGCAAGUAAGAAAGGAAUCUCCAGCUGUGUAACAAAGAGAAAAGGCUCUGGGGAACCUGUGGGACAAGGGAAGAGGACUUUGACUAUAGUAGACAAUUGCUAGAAGGUGGAUAUCAAGGAGUUUGGCUAAACAUAAUCUGCAGUCCAGAUCAAAGCUUAUUUUAAAGGAACCUAAAGAAGACCCUAAUAACUAAGAUUUUGACUUUUCCAAGGGUAUUGUGGAGAGAAACCGUUCAGAUUCUAAGUGACGAGGGACAAAACCAAAUUUGGGCAUUAGGUGUAAGAGGAGUAUGAAAAAUAAGUGGAAGUACAAGGAAAGAUGUUUAUAACAAUUUGAUAAAAGUCUAGGUAGAAAAAAACCUACAAAGCCUAUCUUUUUAUACCAUAAUUACCCUUGCAGAUGUUUUUUGAUGGAUCUAAAGAACAUUACUCCUUUCCUCUAUAAGAGAUGCAGAGCUUCUUCCCAAGAGUCCCACUAGACCUAACAAAAUAAACUAUAUGUUGCUACUCCUCUGGACCUCAGAGCCUCAUCAAUAUCCAAAACAAACCUCUCAAGACUGUGGUUUCCUCUUCUGCCAAGCAUUGCUUCUUAUCUUCAGAUAAUGAUUCUUUGCAAAACUUUGGUUUACCUGUACGUGGAAAUAGCAGACGCACUUAUAUUGUUGUGUAGUAUACAACAAGUGGGUACGAACACUCCCUCCCCAACCCUUUACUCAGACAAGUCAGAGGGUAAUAGAACUGAUUCCCAGCUUCUGAGUUUAUAACAAAUAUAUAAGUAAAUUUUCAAUACAAACUACAACCCCUCAAAAAGCAUUCAUAAGCUACUCUCACAUGUAUAUAACAUACUCCAUUAUAGAAAUGUAUUCAUAAUGUCCCAAGCGAACCUUCAAUCUCCAUUCAUCUACUACACAUAAAUGUA